AUGCAAGAUUUCCUAGACUAUUCUGGAAUAUAAUAAAAUGAAAAAAGUCUGUUGUUAGAUAUUUCUGCUAUUCCUUUUAUUGAAGAGAAAUUUACUGAUGAUUUAAUAAAUUAACAACUAAUAUUACUAAGAUCUCAAGACAUUAUAAAAGAACCAAAUAAUGAUAAAUAAUUAACUAAUGCAGCUAUUUAACUAAAGAAGAAAGUAAUAGCUUCAUUAGAAAAAUAUUCAUAAUUGCUCAUUUGUAAGGAUAACUCUAUAAGAUAAGUUAUUAAGUAGGAUUUAAUAUUAAUCAAUUAAGAAUAUCAAGUAUUAUUAAAUAUGGUAGAUCAAAGUGAAAAAGUAUCAGAUGAAGUUUAUUAGAUAAUUAAAUUGUUAGGAGAAUUUAUGGAAUAAAUGACUAUUAAAUCAAAUGAGAAAAAGGAUAUAUUAUAUUCAAAGACAUUAUCUGAUUAAUAAUAAAUUUACAAAAAUCAAUCAGAAUCAUAAUAAACAAAUUCAUAUGAAAGUUUUUAAAAAUAAAGAUCAUUACCAAUUAAAUUAUAUUAAAAAUAAAACAAUAAUUCUUUUGAAUCAGAUGAAAGCACUAUAAUUUCAAAUUAGACUGUUAGUGCUAUUAAUAAUAAAAUAUAAAAAUUGAUAUCAAUAUUAAAAUCUAAUUAAGAAUAUUAAAUUAUGAUAAAUUUAGCUUAAGAAAUACUAAAUAAUUCAGAUAAUAAUGAUACCUUUAGAAGAUUAAGGUAGCUUUCAAAAUAAUAUGAAGAUCCUGAUAUCAAGAAAUUAGUCAAAGUUUGUUAUCUAAAAUAAUUAGCUUAAGAAUAAAGCCAAACAAAUACAUCAAAAAGAGAAUUUUAUGAUUUAGUAAUAAAAAUAAAAAGUCAAAUACCAGAAAAUAAUAAAAUCCAUAAAAUGAUGAUAAGUUCUUUAUAUGAUGAAAUCGUAAAGAAAGGAGUUCCAAAUUCAGAAUGGGAAUCAUAUAUGAAACAAUUAUACAAUUGA
Messenger RNA from Paramecium pentaurelia, 999 nucleotides. The record is from the annotation of a GenBank genome assembly. Lineage: Eukaryota; Ciliophora; Oligohymenophorea; Peniculida; Parameciidae.